UGCAGCUGACCAUGGAUGCAGUUCUAGUCUAUGCAGAUAUCAAGUUAUCUGAAGAUUCCUCAUCCAGAAGAAGCACACAGUUAGAUCCUGUCCAACAGGCAGAUCACCAGUUAUGCCCUCGCUGGCAUCGGACUGCCUUGCUCCUUGCCUGGACUGGAAAUGUUCUCUUGAUGGUGGCUGUGAUAGUGAUGGGGGCUUAUCGCCUGAGCUGCAGUUCCUCAACACCACUAAACAGAAACCCACAAAACCCUGAGAAAAUGACUGGAACACCCUCGUUGAUUUCAAAUCCACAUCCGUACAAUAAUAGUGAAAUAGAAACAUUCAGGUCUUCCCUGAGGCAUCAUUUGUGUGAGGCUGCAAAUGCAUCUACAGAGAAUGGAUCCUGCAGUGUGUGCCCUGUGACCUGGCUUCUGCAUGAGGACAAAUGCUACUGGUUUUCUCAUUCAAUUGAGUCCUGGGACCAAAGCUACGAGGACUGUUUGGCAAAAAGAUCUCAGCUAUUAGUGAUUUCUAAUACAGGAGAGCAGAAAUUCAUCCAGGACACAAUAAAGGUUAAAGCAUGGAUUGGACUCAACUUCAAACUGCCAGAGAAGAAGUGGAUGUGGAUCAAUGGUUCUCCAUUAAACCACACCGAUGGCUCUCCAUUAAGCCACACAGAAUCUCAACGCGUAAAGGCUAACUGUGGCAAUAUAGGACAGAAGGGAAUCUAUCCUGAUCUGUGCAAUGGAGAACUUCACUGGAUUUGUCAGAAAAAAUGUGUAUCGAUCUGAGGAUUUGCAUGUGAAAUUUUUAAAGGAACAUCUCACACCCCCACCUGACCCCCCGCCCCCCGCAAAUGUUGACUGCCUUUUUCAGCAAAGGCUGUUCAACUGUAGAGCAAAGAGUUUCAGUCUAGGGGAAGAACUGCCAGCCUUUUCUCCUGCCAGCCUUUUGUA
Messenger RNA from Python bivittatus (Burmese python), 935 nucleotides. The record is from RefSeq and is a predicted model, not a curated record. NCBI's taxonomy places the organism in Eukaryota, Metazoa, Chordata, Lepidosauria, Squamata, Pythonidae.